CUCUUCGGCCUGACUGAUUGAAAGUCUAUCGAAGCCUCACGUUCUGCAACCUGAUAUCUCUCGACAAACUAUAACGAACAGCUGUAUAAAUAUCCCUUCUGGUGCCCUGUUCAAUACUCUUCAUUCUUUCCCCUUCAAGCAUCUCAAUCAUCACUGUCACGCCUCACAUUCGCUCACCCUACACCAAACUCAAAAACACUCGUCACACCCACGACAUUACUCACAAUGUCGACUCGACAACUUCGCAAGCUGCAGAAGCAGCGAGAGCUAGAGGAGACUCAAGUUCUGGCAGAGAUGAGCUCAGGUGAGAGCGAUAAAGAGAAUGAGCCUGUCGCACCAAAGCCUCGCGUGAGUCUCUUUGCAGCUUUGGGUGGUGACGAUGACGACGAAACACAAGAUGAGGAUGAGGUGGAGCAACAACAACCCGAGGAGGAUGUGACCGAAGUCAAGCAACCAUCAACUUCAGGGAAAAGCAAGAAGAAAAAAAACAAGAAGAAGAAGAAGUCUAAGGCCAAGGCUGCAGCUCCCGAGGAGGAUGAGGACGAGAUCGAUAAGGCCAUGAGAGAACUCAACAUCAAGACAUCAACUCCUGCAAACACAUCUACCUCAGAGAACACAGCAGCUCAGACUCGACGAAUCAAUGAGCUUCUCUCUAUCAACCCGUAUCACCUCAAGGCCAACAAUGAAAUGCGAAGUCUCUUUGGCCGAGACGUCAUCGAGUCCGCAGCAGCAGAGGAAGAACAAGAACGCAAUCGUCGCCCCAUGCAGCGAGAAGUUGAUCUUGAAACUUUCCUGCGUGGUCCUCCUGGAGCCCCGAAACUUCCGGAGGUUUCCCUGCGUCGAAACGUAUUUAUCCAGGGACGUGAGCACUGGCCAAAACAAAGUGCUGGUGGCUUGACCAUGAAGGAGGUGGCAAAAGCUGAAGAUGGGUCAUUCACGGAGUAUGCAUACGUGCACGAGCAAAGUUACGACGCUCUACAAGCUUUCUUCUUCACAUGCGUGCAGAUCGGAGACCCUCAGCGAAUGAUCGUUCUCCUCAAGGAAGCACCCUAUCAUGUCUCGACACUCCUACAGGUCAGCUCUAUUGCUAAGCAAGACCAGAACCAGGCUCUCGCAGCUGAACUUUGUGAACGAGCUCUUUUCACUUUUGGUCGCGUGACCACAAAUGCCUUCCGUCAGAACAUUGAGCAAGGCAAAGCACGUCUUGAUUUCCGCCGUCCAGAGAACAGGCAGUUCUGGUUGGCUGGAUAUCACUACCUCAAGAGUCUCGUGCGAAAGGGCACCAAUCGCACUGCCCUGGAGUGGGCUAAGCUUUUAUACUCUUUGGAUCCAAGUGAUCCCUAUGCCAUGAGACACUUCAUUCAUUGGCUGGCUAUUCGUGCCCAUGAGUCUCAGUGGUUGAUCGAUUUUGUGGAGGAGUUAGAGAAGACGACCGAUAACCGAGACUCGAUCUACCUUCGACAGACAUUGAUAUUGGCUCACUUGCAACUAGGCAAUACUGCUCGUGCAACUGAAGAGCUCGAGAAGGGCAUGCGACGUGUCCCCUGGCUGUACUGUGGAUUGUUCCAGGAGUUAAACCUUGAUACACCUCCAUCUAUCUGGGGCAUAAACGCUGAUUCAAACUCGCGUUCGUUCUGGGUUAAGCUCUAUAUCUACCAAGCCAAGGAUAUCUGGAACAACGCACAAGCUAUCCCUCUCCUUGAAAAGACAGCCAAGAGUCUCGAAAAGGUUGAUACAAGUGUGCUGCCCAGCAGUGACUCUCCUCCUGAUCAAGGCGUCACAAGGCUUGUAUAUCUUGAGGGCCAGACAUCACUUAUGGGUCUGGCGCCACGAGAGUACUUAGAAAUGCAACCGAACUACGAGUUCGACCCUCUACCACCCCCUGAGGAGGAAAAUAUCUUUACAGGCGAAGGCACAAAGUUGCCUUUUGCAAAACAACAACGAGGUCAACAAAGUGCAGUCGAAACACGCCUGAACAACCUGUUUGAGCGCCUUGCGGCAGCUGGUCAGGGUGGUGCACCCGGCGCCGCACCCUUUGGAGAUGACGGUGAAGAUGAUGAAGAGGACGCUCAUCUUGCGGCCGUGCAGGCACUAGACGACGAAGAACUUAUGAGGGAUCUUGCAGAGCACGAACGUGGUGGAGGAGAUGCUCCAGGAUUUGUUCAGCGAAUGAUGCAUGUCCUUGGCAUAAUAGCCGGGCCGAAUGCUGAUGACUACGAUAUGCCAGAUGAGGCUGAUGACGAUCAGGAGCAUGAGCAUGAGCAUGAGCCUGAUCAGGAUCAGGAUCAGGAGAGAGGACCCAACAGUGGUCUUCCAGGGGCUUGGCCUGGGAGUCAGUGAGGCUGACUAUUCGCUGGAUAAUAUGGGACAUGGGGUUCAUGACGAUGGUGCAGAAGUAUGGAGUAGAGGACCCAUCAAAAGUUGCUAGACGCUCUUGGCUGAGCAAUCGCUUAUUCCCGUGGGAAGAAAGAACACAAACCAGUUUUGCUUACUGGACUGAAGGAGUGUUCAGUAGUCUCUGACUAGUUG
This is a messenger RNA of Fusarium oxysporum Fo47, 2529 nucleotides long. Its product is annotated as transcriptional repressor TCF25-domain-containing protein. Gene Ontology annotation, cellular component: RQC complex. Gene Ontology annotation, biological process: rescue of stalled cytosolic ribosome; ribosome-associated ubiquitin-dependent protein catabolic process. The transcript has a single exon. Bases 226 to 2340 code for a protein of 704 amino acids. Lineage: Eukaryota; Fungi; Ascomycota; Sordariomycetes; Hypocreales; Nectriaceae. The record is from RefSeq and is a predicted model, not a curated record.